AAAGAGUCUGCAAAUGUAGCUUGGUCGGGAAAUGGCUGGUCAAAAAAAAAUUUGGGGAGAAAAUCGGCGGGUCCGCCUUUCAGACCGCCUUUGGCAUUGGGCGAUAACGUCCAGACAAUCUACAAGACAACAGACAACCUUCAAUUACCAUUGACGACUAACGACUUGACGAUUAUUGUACAUAUUGAGAAUUUGCCAAAAAUGUACUCCCAACGCCCACUAUCUUAUGCGCCAACCCCCUACAGCUACACACCUAAUCCCGCCCGGUCGGCCACUAUCAACCUCGAUGAAGAAGUCAAACUAGCAUCCAGCUCAGCCGAACGUGACUUAUACGAAUCACUAGCCGAAAUCUACAGCAUCAUCGUCACCCUCGAUGGACUCGAGAAAGCAUACAUCAAAGAUGUGGUCACCGAGGCAGAAUAUACCGAGACAUGCACACGGUUAUUGAAGCAAUACAAGUCCAGUCUUGGAGACGAGACAGUAUCGCGGGAGUUCGUGGACCUAGAAACCUUCAAACGGACGUGGGGUUUAGAAUGCCCACGAGCCACAGAGCGAUUGCGCAUUGGUCUCCCGGCCACAGUCGAGCAAGCUUCUCACGGCGCACCGACAUCUAGUAUGGGCGCAGCAACGGUGGGACCGGCUGGUGGUGCCUCGGGUAGUCUUAUUCUGGCUGCAACUGAGAACUUCAUCACCUUCCUCGAUGCGUUGAAACUCAACAUGGUAUCCAAGGAUGCACUGCAUCCACUGUUAUCAGAGGUGAUUCAGUCUGUGAACAAGGUAACAGAUACCGAUUUUGAAGACCGCGGCAAGAUCAUUCAGUGGUUGAUCGCAUUGAAUCAAAUGCGAGCUACUGAGGAAUUGAGCGAAGACCAAGCGCGUGAACUUGCAUUCGAUAUCGAACAAGCUUAUCAGGGCUUCAAAGCGACGUUGAACUGA
Molecule: messenger RNA, 936 nt
Organism: Penicillium hordei
Lineage: Eukaryota; Fungi; Ascomycota; Eurotiomycetes; Eurotiales; Aspergillaceae
Product: ESCRT-I subunit protein VPS28
Exons: 3
Biological process (GO): protein transport to vacuole involved in ubiquitin-dependent protein catabolic process via the multivesicular body sorting pathway
Cellular component (GO): ESCRT I complex
Molecular function (GO): protein-containing complex binding
Source: RefSeq, a predicted model, not a curated record